AUAAAUAGUAAGAUUCCAUUUACAUAUAUUCAUAGAGCACUUCGAUCUAUCUUGUUAUUAAGAACAUUCCAAGUACACUUUUCAGUGUGUCGAAUUAUCCUUUCAAGAAAGAUGAGCGUUAUCAGCUCCACCACUCUGAAGGCUGGCUUGCCGGCCAAGAUCCGCCGUUCCGUCGUCGCGCGGUCUGGCAAGACGCUUUCUGGCAGGUCUGAGGUUCAAGCUCCGCGGGAGCUGACCACUCUUGAGUAUCUCAAGACUCUUCCCGGCGUUACUGAACCUUUCGCAAACGUGUUCGAUCCCGCCGGCUUUGCCCGGACCGCGUCCAUCCGCGACAUUCGUCGCUGGCGCGAGAGCGAGAUCGUCCAUGGCCGCGUGUCUAUGCUGGCCGCGGUGGGCUUCAUUGUGGGAGAGCAACUGCAGGACUUUCCGCUCUUCUUCAACUGGGAUGGCAGGGUGUCAGGCCCCGCCAUCAACCACUUCUCUCAGAUCGGUCAGGGCUUCUGGGAGCCUCUGCUGAUCGCCAUCGGUAUUGCUGAGUCCUACCGGGUGGCAAUCGGCUGGGCCACGCCCACCAACACCGGCUUCAACAGCCUCAAGGACGACUACGAGCCAGGAGACCUCGGCUUCGACCCCCUUGGCCUCAAGCCCACCGAUCCCGAGGAGCUCAAGGUUAUGCAGACGAAGGAGCUUAACAACGGACGUCUGGCUAUGAUCGCCAUUGCGGCGUUCGUGGCUCAGGAGCUGGUUGAGCAGACGGAGAUCUUCGAGCAUCUGUUCCUGCGCUUCGAGAAGGAAGCCAUUUUGGAGCUGGAUGACAUUGAGAGGGAUGUUGGCCUGCCAGUUACCCCUCUGCCAAGCAACCUGGCGAACCUCUAAGCGACUGACUAGACGCGCGAGGAUCAGUGACCGGCGUUCCGUCAUCACGCUGGCCUGAUAGGCAAUGGUGUUGAAACCAGCAAGCAUGUAUGGGCGGCGGGUGAAUGCGGAAGAGGUGCAGGUCAGGGGCACGAGUCCCUGGGCCCGUUGGUCAGCGGGGGCCCUGCAACGGAUAGCGGGAAUGAGAGGAAUGAGAGAACAAUUAUGCGCAUUUUUUUUGGAACGGGAUUUUUUCCUAUUCGCACGUUUGCAUUGCAAUUGGUAAUAAUAGCAGAUGAGUGAUUGUGUCGUAUGGUUGAGCCGUGUUGAAUGCACCUAUGUGUACGUUAUGAAUACUUUCGAGGGGCAGUCGAAACUGUUGGGAGCCACAAGAUAUGGUAUAUAUGCGCUUGUCUUCUGUUUGAAGGUUGAUUAUCUUUUAUCUGUGGUGUUGCCAACUAGACCAUUGUUUCCGCAAGGCUGCAGCACCAACGUAUGCUUGAUGAGCGGUAGCUUGCAAAUAUCCGGCAAUAACCUUGCCGGACGGUUCAGAUGUGUGCUGACCGGAAGUGGAAUGAUUUGUGCUGGGCAUUAGCAUUUUUUCCUUCCCUUUCCUAGAGGGAAGCGGUCAAGCUAAUGCAGGCAUGCCUUGAAUAUCAUUGUUUACUCGUGGUUGUCGCUAAAUUUUGAGCGGAUUGGCUAGGCUCGAAUCAGGUGAGGUUGUUCAAGUUUCGAGAGUAAUCGAAUAUUUGCCGAAGGUGAGCCUGAAAAACAAAGAGGCCGACGAUGCGCAAAUUUAAUCUUCGUAUGUGUACAUGCCUUUCAAUCGUUAGUGUAAAAUCUUGUCAUUGGAUGAAGAAAUCCGGUAGAUCCGAAGAUGCAUGGAAGUGAGAUAGGAAUCAUGGGAAGUUUGCGCUUGCGGUUUGCAGCUUGCGUAGCACCAACAUGUCUAGGAACGGUUUUACAGCUCGAAACAACGGUGAAAGCGAUACUCCUCAAUGCUGCUACUGUAACAGCAGCGGAC
Molecule: messenger RNA, 1879 nt
Organism: Volvox carteri f. nagariensis
Lineage: Eukaryota; Viridiplantae; Chlorophyta; Chlorophyceae; Chlamydomonadales; Volvocaceae
Product: chlorophyll a/b-binding protein
Exons: 6
Coding region: 112-876 (254 amino acids)
Biological process (GO): response to light stimulus; photosynthesis, light harvesting in photosystem I
Cellular component (GO): membrane
Source: RefSeq, a predicted model, not a curated record